AUGGUCCGGUUCCAAUGGCACGUCGAGGAUGGACUUGGUGCCAGCGUUGGUCCUGGGCAGUUGGUGUACCUCAGGGACCACGGCGUGCUACAAGCUAUGGUCGAAAUCGAGAUGCCUGGCGGGAGUGGUCCUUUGGAGGCUUGUAUGAACAUUCCGCAGAACUACAACACAGACUCCGGACGCCGCAGCGUGGUGGCGCGGUGUGGUGGGCCUCCAGACUCACGAAGAGUAGAGCCAGCGGGCCAGCUGGCCGUGCAUUACUGCACACUAAGUGUGACCACUGGGUGGUCGCUGGAUGAUCGAUGUGCGGAAAAACAUGAGGCAGGGUUCCUCGUCAUGCGGUACAUCUGCCACCCUAGCGCAAGCGAGUCACGGCGGGUGGCGGUGUACGAGAAGGCUGCUGACGUGGCCGCUACCAGCCCGUACGCCCGUGGAGUUACACGCUGGGUGCUUGCGGGGCUGGGGGCGGGAGCGCGGGUGGCUGCGCUCGCGGGCAGCAGAGUACGGAGUACGGUGGCUGGGUACGUGCUUAUGUCGUACCCCCUCAAGGAGGAAAUGCCGGAGGAUAUGGAGGCGGCGGCAGCAGCAGCUGAUACGGCCGCCUCUUCAGCCGCCGCCGUCGCGGCUGCAGCUGCAGCUGCGGACUCUUCGGGUCCGUUGUUAGGCCUAAAGGCUCCCGUACUGUUUGUGACGUCAUCCGCCGACCCACUGGUCAAUGAGGCGACGCUGUUGGAGCUGGGGCCCCGCAUGAUGACGUCGGAUGUACGGUCAGUUGUACUGCAGGACGUGGAUCCACACUUCCGCACACUGACAGGCAAGGGCCCCCACGCCGCCACACUGAGGGCGGUCAACGCCGCCUUCCAUGAAUUCCUCAACGCCGCCAGCGCGUAUCGGAUGGACUCCUGCAAGCUGCCGCGGAUAUGGCGCGGCGGCGCCGGCAUCUUUUUGCCGACGGCUACUGGUGCUAGUGCUGCCGCAAUGGCAGAUAGCGCCGGCAACGGCGGCAAAGCCGUUCCCACUCCGGGAUGUGCGGAGCGCCCGCAGCUGCAGCGACCCGCGUGUUUCAGGCCUCUACCCUUGGGACCUCCUCCACAAGCCCAACAGCCUUCUGUGCAGCAGCAGCAACAGCCAGCUGGGGUCCAGGCAGCUCUGCCGUAUGGCCUCAGCGCAUCGGCGGCGCAAGCCCUGGCGGCACAGCUACAACAGCGACAGGCAGCCGGCGGCGGUGCAGCUGGCGGCGGCGGCGGCGGUGCCGGCAACACCGCACAGCUGCUUGCCCAACAGAUGCUGUUGCAGCAAGCGGCCGCCGCUGCUGCCACGGCUGCGCAACGCCGUGGGUCAGACCAGGCCGAAGUUGGUCCUGCGUCGAUGGCGGCAGCGGCCGCCGCGAAGCUUGCGGCCGCUGCCGCCGCCAGGGGCGGCGGGGGAGCCGGUGGCACUCCGAACCAGCUUGCAGGACAGCUGGCGCAGGCUUUGGCGGAUCCCAACGCGGCGGCACAGAUCGCUGCGAUGCUGCUGCGCAACAGCGCCGCCAGCCAACACUCGCAACAGCAGCAGCAGAUACUGCAGCUGCAAUUGGGCUUACAGCAGGCGGGUGGUGGUGGGGCUGACGGCCCGGCAGCGGCGGGUAGAGGAGCGGCAGCGGGGGGCCUGAUGG
This is a messenger RNA of Volvox carteri f. nagariensis, 1657 nucleotides long. RefSeq lists its product as uncharacterized. The record is from RefSeq and is a predicted model, not a curated record. The transcript is spliced from 7 exons. The annotation marks the transcript as partial. NCBI's taxonomy places the organism in Eukaryota, Viridiplantae, Chlorophyta, Chlorophyceae, Chlamydomonadales, Volvocaceae.